AUGACGUCCCCGACAGUCGCGAACAAAGAUGUUUUCCACGAUGACGAGUUAGCCUGCAUCGUCAUGUCGAUCCGUGCAACCUUGGCUUGCCGUGCUCUCACUCAGAAACUGCAAUCAUUGCCCUCUCGCAGUGACAUGUACUCGCGCGAUCGCCAUGUUGUUGCCUCGCUUCACUUCCGAUCGCCCCGAGUCGAGGAUACGCAUACACCGUGGCGUCGUCGAGCAGUUUCCCCAAACGGUGGACGAUCAAACGGGAUCCUGAGGAUCGCACGACAUUCGGCAGAGCUUGCGGUCGCGCAGACACAGACGUCGUUGCGGAGAACGAGAUUUCGGUGGAUGCAGCACGGAGGAUUCGAAUCGAGCGAGAUCACUUCAAUGAUCUAUCAGAGUUGUGGCCACACGAUGGAUGCAAUUUCGGUGAACACGAAUGCUGUACCGGAGUAGCCGGUUCGGGUUGAACGGGGUCGGCUCGAAGAUCUGUAGCGGAACGUGGCUGGCCCCAAGUUCCCGG
Dinoponera quadriceps is the source of this 511-nucleotide messenger RNA. RefSeq lists its product as uncharacterized. NCBI's taxonomy places the organism in Eukaryota, Metazoa, Arthropoda, Insecta, Hymenoptera, Formicidae. Bases 1 to 444 code for a protein of 147 amino acids. The record is from RefSeq and is a predicted model, not a curated record. The transcript has 5 exons.